AUGGGCUUUGGUGAAGAUUGGAUGAAGUGGAUGGAAGCGGUGGUUUUCUCUAGCAAAAUGUCAGUUUUGGUGAAUGGUAGUCCUAUGAAGGAGUUUGUGGUUGAGAGAAAUUUGAGGCAAGGUGAUCCUAUCUCCCCUUUCCUCUUUCUGAUAGUGAUGGAAGGAUUAAGGGGGAUGGUAAAUAAAGACGUGGAGAAUGGAGAUUUUGAGGGUUUCAACAUUAAUGGUAAUUAUUUUGUCGAAAUUCUUCAAUUUGCGAAUGAUACUAUAUUGGUGGGAGAUGAGAGUUGGAAGCAUAUUUGGGCGAUAAAGGCGGUGUUGAGAGGUUUUAAUCUUGUUUUGGGAAUGAAGGUAAAUGAGUUCAUUUUUCUCGGUAUUCCUAUUGGGGGAAAUGCUAAAAGGAUCUCAAUGUGGAAGGGGCUUGUAUCUAAGCCUUUCCAUCUUUAUGCUUUCUUUUUAAUAAGCUCCGAUGAAGGUGGUGGUUGCGGGUAUAGGAGGUUGGAGCGGCAGAGAGUGGAGGUGGGAGAUUCCGGGGUGGCAGUUUGCUCGAAUGGUGAUACUGCUGCCAAAAUGCAGGAGCUGCAACUUUUGUUGCUGCCUGCCCGCCUUGAUUCUGUCUGCAGGGAUGUUGUAGAAUGGGCGCUUCAGCCGACAGUGGGUUAUCCGGCAUUCUCGGUCCGUAAUUUCUACGAUCUAGUGAAUAAAUUUCACAUUCCUUUUGGUCCUGCUAAUUUAUAUGAUGAGGCUUUGUGCUUGUUAUGGAAGAUGAAGAUGCCUAAUAAAAUAAAGGUUUUCGGGUGGAGGCGUUUUAUCAAUAGGUUGCCAUAUAGAGAUUCAUUGGUGGUUAGAGGAAUUCCUAUUUCUACUAGCGAUCUUUCUUGUGUUUUUUGUAGAGCUUUGUUCAAAUCUUUGGCGAAAUCCUUUUUGGAGUGA
Molecule: messenger RNA, 933 nt
Organism: Vicia villosa (hairy vetch)
Lineage: Eukaryota; Viridiplantae; Streptophyta; Magnoliopsida; Fabales; Fabaceae
Exons: 4
Coding region: 1-933 (310 amino acids)
Source: RefSeq, a predicted model, not a curated record